Triticum turgidum subsp. durum (durum wheat) is the source of this 1161-nucleotide messenger RNA. Lineage: Eukaryota; Viridiplantae; Streptophyta; Magnoliopsida; Poales; Poaceae. The record is from the annotation of a GenBank genome assembly.
AUGAAGCUCGUCCACCGCAAUCUCGCCCGCAACGGGCCCGGCUCCGCCAAGCUGCUGCCGGAGGAGGAGGACGACCUGUGGCACGCGUACAAUCUCAUCGCCGUCGGGGACAGCCUCCAGGCCGUCACUGUCCGGAAAGUUCUCAGGGAUUCUGCUUCUGGAGGACGUGAUGCGGAGCGCGUGAAGCUAAAGUUGGAAAUUGUAGUUGAGUCUGUAGAUUAUGACAAGGAGGGGAACGUUUUGCGCGUCCGUGGCAAAAAUAUUACUGAGAAUGAUCACGUGAAGAUUGGCCAGUUUCAUACUUUAGAACUUGAGCUGAAGAGACCUUUUGUUCUACGAAAGGAAUAUUGGGAUUGGUUAGCACUUGAUACCAUCCAACAAGCAUGUGAUCCUACUGCAAGUGCUGAUCUAGCAGUUAUUCUUAUGCAAGAAGGACUUGCCCACUUAUUCCUUAUUGGGAGAAGCAUAACAGCAACAAGGUCACGUAUUGAAACAUCGAUUCCUAGGAAACAUGGACCUGCCAUUGCUGGUUACGAAUCGGCUCUCAAGAAGUUCUUUGAGCAUGUUUUGCAAGCCUUGCUGAAGCACAUUGAUUUCGAAGUGGUCCAGUGUGUUGUAAUUGCAAGCCCAGGUUUUACUAAGGGCAAUACAGUCAAUUGCAUCAUUGAUCAGUUUCGUGAUUACAUGCAUCUUGAAGCUGCACGGCGAGACUUGAGAGUAAUAAUUGAGAACAAAUCACGCAUUAUUCUUGCACAUGCACCUUCAGGCUACAAGCAUAGUUUGAAGGAAGUAUUGGACACUCCAGGUGUGAUGUCACUGAUAAAAGAUACAAAAGCGGCACAGGAGGUGCAAGCUUUGAAGGAGUUCUUCGCUAUGCUUACUAAUGACUCAGCCCGAGCGUGUUAUGGACCUAAGCACGUUGAGGUCGCACAUGAACGUCUUGCAAUACAAACUCUUCUGAUGACAGAUACUUUGUUUCGGAACACGGACAUUGCUAGCAGGAGAAAGUAUGUGAACCUGGUUGAGUCAGUCAAGAAAUAUGGUGGUACAGUGCACAUAUUUUCUUCGAUGCAUGUCUCUGGUGACCAAUUGGCGCAGUUGACAGGAAUAGCAGCUAUACUUCGUUUCCCUCUGCCAGAUUUGGAGGACAUCGAGAUGUGA